AUGGCAGACGCGACGGUAGAGAUGGAGGUGGACAACGACCAGCAGCAGGCGAUCGCGGGCGAGCCCCAGGCCAAGGUCGGCGACAUGCAGACCCACUCCAAGGCGACCGCCGUACGGUCGAUCGAGGGCUGGAUCGUCAUGGUCACCAACGUGCACGAGGAGGCCGACGAGGAGGCCCUGCACGACAAGUUUGGCGACUUUGGCGAGAUCAAGAAUCUGCACUUGAAUCUGGAUCGGCGGAGUGGUUAUGUCAAGGGUUACGCUCUCAUCGAAUACCCCACGCUCCAGGAGGCGCGCGCCGCCAUCGACGGCGCUCACCAGACGAAGCUGCUUGAGCAGACCAUCAGCGUCGACUUUGCGUUCGUGCGCCCGCCGCCGGGCAAGGGCAACAGAGGGCCCCGGCAGUCGCAUCGUGGAGGAGGACGGGGACGGAGUCGCAGCCGUAGCCGGAGCCGCAGUCGCAGCCCUGGCCCUGCUCCUGCUCCCGCGCCGGAGGAGGAUAAGGAUGGAAAGGAAAAGGACGAUGAUAAGGAUGCGAUGAUUGAGUGA
Molecule: messenger RNA, 549 nt
Organism: Anthostomella pinea
Lineage: Eukaryota; Fungi; Ascomycota; Sordariomycetes; Xylariales; Xylariaceae
Source: the annotation of a GenBank genome assembly